CAUUAUUGUACAUCAUUAGUCAUAGUAGGGAGUAGGGAGUCUCUCUCAAGCCACAACAACGAUAUAUAACUGGUAAUAUGUCAAUUAAAUGUAGCCCUGUUUUAGUAUAGACAUGGUAUGUACGCCAUCUUAUAUAGUACUUCCACUGUGCCACUUGAAUGCACCCCACAUCUACAUAAGGUGGCUAGCACCCUUCCAGUCUAUCAUUGUACAUUAACAUUUCUGUCAUGGAAAGACAAAAUUGCUACCUCAAUAUUGUUUCUCAUCUCCUAGCCAUUCUCCAACUCUUAAUUAUCUCUAGAGCUCACAUUAACAACCAUACAACCACCCUAACUCGCCAUCCCCUGGAUCCAGUGACGGUCCACGAGAUAAAUCGAGUCCGAACCAUACUCUCCUCCUAUGCUGCUAAUAAGUCCUUCACCGUUUACUCCUUGACUUUAGAGGAGCCUCCUAAGUCUCAAGUUCUAAAUUGGAGGAAAGGUGAUCUUUUAUCUUUUAGAAAGAUCUCAGUCAUUGCAAAUUUUGAAGGUGGACCCAUUCUCGUGCUCUCUGUGGACUUGAAGUUGGGCGAUGUGAGUCAGGUCAAGACUAUCCCAUCGUCUAGAUACCCAGUUCCAACCUCAGAGGAAAUUAUGGCUUCACUGAGUGCAACAUUUAGUAGUGCCGAGUUCAAUCAAAGCAUCCUUGACCGUGGGGUUAACUUGGCGGACGUGAAUUGUGCAUCCUUGUCUCCAGGGUGGUUCGGAAAGCAUGAGGGAAAUAGAAGGAUAAUAAAGAUACAAUGUUUUUCCAUGAAAGAUACUGUUAGUUUGUACAUGAGACCAAUCGAAGGGUUGACAAUAGUUGUUGAUUUAGACACAAAUCAAGUGGUGGAGAUCUCCGAUCAUGGAAGGCACAUCCCCAUCCCAAAUGCUGUGGACAUAGGCUAUCCUAACUCAGGCCCAAACAACACCCAUAAGAAAACCAAGCCCAUCAACCCAAUAUCCAUGGAGCAACCCAAAGGUCCAAGCUUCAUCGUAGAAAACAACCACUUAAUCAAAUGGGCAAAUUGGGAAUUUCACCUCAAACAUGAUCCUAGAGCUGGUGUGAUCGUCUCUAGAGCCAUGUUUGAGGACCCGGAAAGUGGAAAGUUGAAAAGUGUAAUGUAUAAAGGGAUGGUUUCAGAGAUGUUUGUACCAUAUAUGGAUCCGACUGAAGCUUGGUAUUUCAAGACGUAUUUGGAUGCUGGUGAUUAUGGGCUCGGGUUAUCCACAAGGGCACUUGACCCGCUUAAUGAUUGCCCUAAAAAUGCAUAUUAUAUGGACGGGCUGCUUGUAACAAGUGAUGGAACACCAUUUAUUCAAUCCAAUGUGAUUUGUGUAUUCGAGAGAUAUGCAGGCGAUAUCGCAUGGAGUCACACUAACAAUUAUGUUGCUGGAGAAGAGAUUUAUGAACAGAGAUCGAAGGUGACUCUAGUAGUUAGAAUGGUACCUUCAAUAGGUAACUAUGACUACAUCAUGGAUUGGAUAUUUCAAAUCGACGGACUAAUUAGAAUUGAGAGUGUAGAAGAUGAAGUGAAGAUGGAGAGAUGAAUAGUUUUUCCAAGGAACCGACAACCCCGAGCCGCACCUCGAUCUCUUUCCCCCACCUCGGCGUCGCACCUCCGUCUUUUUUCCCCAGCUCAAUGUUGAACUUGGAAGGUCUCACGUUAAGACUAACGUGCGACCGUCUUUUAUAAGACUUUGUGACAAUUUUAUUGGAGCCAUUGAAUAGUCUUCCUGAAAUAAUAGCACAUACCUUUAUUA
This is a messenger RNA of Beta vulgaris subsp. vulgaris (sugar beet), 1784 nucleotides long. Its product is annotated as amine oxidase [copper-containing] gamma 1-like. The transcript is spliced from 4 exons. The record is from RefSeq and is a predicted model, not a curated record. Gene Ontology annotation, molecular function: copper ion binding; quinone binding; primary methylamine oxidase activity. Gene Ontology annotation, biological process: amine metabolic process. Lineage: Eukaryota; Viridiplantae; Streptophyta; Magnoliopsida; Caryophyllales; Amaranthaceae. Bases 228 to 1571 code for a protein of 447 amino acids.